AGCUCAUGAAAAUGCCCCCCUCCCCAUCACCAGACCAUUAUCUCCUAUGAAUUUGGGGCAAAGUCUGCUGUGGGAAACAUUUUUUUUCCUCCGUUCUCUUUUCUUACAAACGUAGAAUAUCUUUCCAGAAUGGCGAUUUGGGGCAGCAAGAAGAACGAUCUGCGCGGAGACGUGGCGACGACUAAUGGGGAGAGCAGUCGACCUAGUCAUGAAGAGCCGACGGAAAGAACCCGUUUGCUACAAGAAAGGCCUCCUCCAGUCAGGCACGAUGGCUACUUGGACCCAGAUGAUCCAGCCGUGUCUCCCUACAACCUGUGGACGGUACGAUUCUUGCGUUAUCUCACCAUCGUAUUUCUCGCAAUUACCUUCCUGUGGUGGGUGUUGUUACUAGUAUCAAUUUUUGUUUCGCCACCCAAGAUGCACUCACGAGGCUCGGGUUUCUUCGACUUCUCCUACACCACUCUAACCGUCGGCAACCUUGUCGUUGCGCUCCUGUUCUUCGCCAAUCCAUCUCGAGCAAUGCGAAUACUCACCUACUUGAUUGGUGGCCUAUUGCUCAUUGACAUGAUUAUUAUCGUAGCAGUUGGCAGGCUUAGACAGGAGGAAGGCUGGGUUGGUAUUGCGUCGGUCGUUUGGGCCACGUUGAUCUCGUUAUGGUGCGCCAUCACGGACAGAGUCGUUGCGUGGGGGAAGAAGGAGGAAGAGGAGCGAUUGACGGGACGACCAGAAACGAGAAGGACGCUGAAAGAAUGGCUCGGCGUUAUGAUAUCCACCAUUUUCCUCACUAUUUUUGUCGCUAUUGUUGUGCUUAUGACAGCGACACUUAUCAUUCGAGCUCGAGAUUCGUCCUUGGAAUGGCACGGUGAUCGGAUAUAUGUCGAUGGUGACAAGUAUCAAGUACAUCUUGCCUGUGUCGGGAAUGUUACCUAUACCACCGGUGGAAAACGGGUUCCUACUGUCCUUUUGGAGGCUGGCGAAUAUCCCUCUGAGUACGACUUUGAGAAUUGGGCGCAUGCGUCGUACAGAAACGGAACAAUUGCUAGGUACUGCUAUUGGGACCGCCCUGGCUACGCUUGGUCGGACAAUGCACCUUCUCCACAUUCAGCUGGUAUGAGUGCAAGGGCUUUAUCGGAAGCACUUGCGAAGAGCGGUGAAGAAGGCCCCUGGAUUUUAGUUUCGGCCGGCUACGGAAGUUUGGUAUCACGCAUUUUCAGCAGCACGCAUAUACAUGAUGUUGCCGGCAUUAUGCUUGUCGAUCCUCUGCAUGAGGACCUGUUGUCUAGGAUUGGCUCUGCAGGCCGUGGAUUUGUACUGUGGGGUUAUGGCAUCCUGUCUCCGCUUGGAUUCCAACGUAUCGCCGGCGCCAUCUUCAAGGGUCGCACUCGAGAGGAUCGUGUGUAUGGAAAAAGCGCCUAUCAAGGCGGAAAAUUCAUCAAAGCACAGCUCCAGGAGAAUCUCGUCGCGGAGUCGCUAACGAAGAACGACAUCGCUUCCGCGCGCAAUAUUCAGCAGAGAGAUACGCCUCUCGUGGUGAUCAGCUCCGGGAUCAAAGUCAGGACUGACAAAGAUUGGGAGUCUAAGCAGGAGGAUAUGACAAAGAUUACGGACAAUUUGCUCAGCUGGAGCGUUGUCAACAAGGCUCCACAUGAAGUGUGGAAGACCUACGAUGGCCGCGUUGAGAUGGAGAAGGGUCUGAAGAAGCUUAUGAAAGCAUGGAAGAAAACGAAAUGAUUUGAUAUUUCUAUUUGAGUUGGUAUGCCAGCAGUCCAGUAAUUCGGCUUCUUGUGGUAGCACACAAAUAUAUCUGAUUUAAGCGUAGCGUGGCUUUAAUUUAAUACGACUGCGUACAGAUUUCAUUAUGA
Messenger RNA from Verruconis gallopava, 1862 nucleotides. RefSeq lists its product as uncharacterized. The coding region runs from base 130 to 1731 and encodes 533 amino acids. Lineage: Eukaryota; Fungi; Ascomycota; Dothideomycetes; Venturiales; Sympoventuriaceae. The record is from RefSeq and is a predicted model, not a curated record. The transcript has 3 exons.